CGCACUGUCUCCUCCAGGAGCGCAUUAGCUCUCUCUCUCACACACACACACUCACACACUCACAGCGUCUCCGUGCAGUGGCAUGGGAGCAGUGUGUCUGACUUGGAUGCACCUUUAAGUGGAGAACUCCCCCCCUCUCCCCUCACCUUCUUCUCCUUUUUUUCUCUCCUUCUGCUGUGCUGUUAGUGUUUUCUGGAGGUGUGGAGAUCUGUUUGGACGCGCGCAGUGUGGCACACACACACACAAAAACCCCAGCUCAGUGCAGCGAGUGCAGCGCAGGCAGGUUUCUGUUUUAAAAGCAGCAGGAGAGUUACGGAGUCCGCACCAAAGGGAGGAAGCUGGGGAGUGCAUGAGAAAGACGGAGACAGCUUCUUUUCUUUUCUUUUUGAAAUAUAACAUAAACCGGGGAUACUGAGAAGAAAUCAGCCUGGUUAACUUGGAUAUGGCGGGUGUGAAGACGUUCGACCUUCUGCUUGGAGUUGUUUUAGUUUUGCAGUGUGUGGGGAAUGCCCAAGCCGAGAUCACAGCCAGCAACGGUGUCUCUUACUCAUACGUGCAGGGGCAGGCAGGUGAUGAGGACGCGGCAGUGGACGUGAAGCUGUACAGCCACCGGUGGAGGAGAUGGGUACCCCCGAAACCUCGUAACAUGGACAGUAACAGGGCGAGUCAGGAGCAGGACCAGGAGCCGGUACAGGAGGAGCCUGACGGCUUCCCAGGCCUCCUGUCUGCAGAGGACACGGACACAGACAACAGCUCCCAGAUAGAGGAGGAUACAGAUCACGACUACUACACGUCAAAAUCAUACGGCCCGUCGGAUCAGAUGAGCAAGGACUUGUGGGUAAAUUUCGACGAUAUGGACAAGGGCAAAGUGAAGAUUCACGGGAUUCUGUCCAACACACACAGACAAGCAGCGAGAGUUAAUCUGUCCUUCGAUUUCCCUUUUUAUGGACAUUUCCUGCGUGAAAUCACCGUGGCAACUGGUGGUUUCAUCUACACGGGUGACGUGGUCCACCGGAUGUUAACGGCUACACAGUACAUCGCUCCUUUAAUGGCAAACUUUGACCCCAGUGUCUCCAGAAACUCGACUGUCAUCUACUUUGACAACGGUACUGCUCUGGUGGUGCAAUGGGACCAUGUUCACCUGCAGGACAACUACAACCUGGGAAGCUUCACCUUCCAGGCAACACUGCACAACACUGGCAGGAUUGUUUUUGCAUAUAAAGAGAUCCCCAUUGAGGUGUCACAGAUCAGCUCUGUCAAUCACCCAGUGAAAGUGGGCCUGUCUGAUGCUUUUGUCGUGGUCCACAAGAUCCAACAGAUACCCAAUGUGAGGCGGAGGACAAUCUACGAGUACCACCGCGUGGAGCUGACGAAGACGAAGAUCACCAAUUCUACAGCCGUGGAAAUGAUGCCUUUGCCCACGUGUCUCCAGUUCACCAGCUGUAGUGCGUGCAUCUCCUCGCAGAUCAACUUCAACUGUAGCUGGUGCCAUCGGCUCAACAGAUGCUCCAGUGGCUUCGACCGCCAUCGGCAGGACUGGGUGGACAACAGCUGCCCAGAUGAGACGAAGGACAAGAUGUGCGACAUGAUCGACACCACGUAUCUCUACCCCUUCACCACCACGAUUGUCGCCAAAACAACAUCAAGGAGCAAAGAGGCCACUGCAGGCAGGGACAUACCGUCCACCUCCCAUCCUCCCACCAGCGUCCCCACUGAAGAUGAUACAAAGAUCGCCCUGCAUCUCAGAGACAACCAGGUGAUGCCUGCAGACAGUGCCGUAGACAGGAUGCCCGGCACACACCCUCUGCACAUCGGCCUGAUCCUCGGCAUCCUCCUGGUGACGAUCAUCAUGGUUGCCGGUGUACUGGUCAGUGUGUACGUCUACCAUCACCCGACCUCUGCAGCCAGCCUCUUCCUCAUUGAGAGACGCCCGAGCAGAUGGCCAGCCAUGAAGUUUCGCCGGGGUUCGGGUCACCCAGCAUACGCAGAGGUGGAGCCGGUGGGCCAGGAGAAGGAGGGCUUUAUCGAGUCCGAGCAGUGCUGAGGGAGGAGGGGGCGCCUGCAUCCCCGCAGCUCCCCCCCCUCCUCCUCCGGUGCUGGCCCUCUUUCCUCCUGCUGCACGGGGACUUCUCACCGGUGGAGGAGCUCAGUGUACUUAAAUGACUUGACUGUCGAGCACCACAUGAGACUGGAUACGAGGACACCCUGAAAACUGAUCCCAGACUUGAACCCAUUGUUCAGCUCCUGUUGGCAGGGAGCUGACCUACCUGGGGCUGAGGGGAGGGGGCAGCAUUGAUGUCAUCGACUCAGUCAGCAUUGGUUAAGUUUUGUACGGCUGCUAUCAUGUUGCCAUGGAGGGAUUGUACAGCCAGACUGCCUAGACUGGAUACGGGCGUGUCUGAGGGUGUGAAUUAUACAAUAUAUAUUUUCAGAAACAAUACAGAGUAUGUGAACAGAGAUUUCCACUUUAUUGUCAGUGGGGUUAUACUGUAUAGGCCUUUGUAUAUCCAUCAGGUUUUUACUUCCUUUCCUCUUUCUUUCAGUAUGUUGUUUUAACAGUGGUUGGCACAUUUAUCUGUAUAGACCUUCGGUAUUGCUUUUCAAUACCAUAGCAGGCUUAUAAUUGAAUUUUCCACUGCCCGCUCUGUGCAGAGAGGCGGCAGCCGUGCGACAUGACGCGAGCUUGACCUCCAAUCGCUGCGAUCGGAAGAUGAAAAGCUCUGAACUUUCAACAUCGGUGUUGAAUUAUUUUUGUGAUAUUUGGCUGGUUUUCACUUGAAAAUAUCUCAAGUGGGUUUUUAUUUUUUAAAUGGGUGAUGGGCACACUCUUAUCUUUGAUUGAUUCCUUACAUCAUUGAUGCCAUUUCUUUUUUUUUUUUAAAUUCUUGCCGUGCCAUUUUGUCCCUGACUAGAGUUUGCACAUUUUUUUUUCUUUCCAUGCACAUUUUAUUUGCUCGUUUGACAUGUGGUACUAAUGCAAAAUGACAAGACAGGCGCUUGUGAGUGUGUAUGCUGAAUAUAUUUUCGAUAUGUGUGUGUAUAAUGUGUGUGAAUGCAGAAGAGAGCAGUUUACAGUAGUGUUUUUGGAUAUCCACCUGGUUUAUGGGUGCAUACGUUUGAGCUGGCUCUGCACAGUUGAUUCUUAUUGAUUUGAAUCUGAGGUAUCUGGAUACAGUUUGCGUGAGCCAGACAACACACUGGGACGGUUGAUUUAUUGUUUUUCUUUUUACAGUGUGGUUUCCUUGCCAGCAUAACCAUUGGCAACUGUGUUUAUGUUAUGAUUGGCUCAUCCGCAUCAACACAUUCAUGUAUAUACCAAGGCCAAAACAUUUGCAGAUUCAGGUAACUCAUGGCAAACAUUUGUAGUAUAGCAGUAUAGUACAGGAAAAAGUUUUUUAUUUUUUAUGAGUGGCCUUUCUUUCUCUACUUUUUUACUUAAAUGUGAAUACUGUUCCAAUCAUUACUGUCACUGAUCAAUACAAGGCUUCUAACUGAACAAAUUCAUUCAUUUUUUCAAAAUUACUGUUAGAUAUUAUUUCAACACAUAAAUCAUGUUUUUACACCAAUGAUUGUAGACUCACUAUCAAUAUCCUGGAAUUCUACUGAGAAAUAAAACGUGCAAUAUAAUAUUACACCCGUUCAGUUUGACACUGAAAAUACAUGAAAAUAACAAUCAUCAGAAUUUUUUAUUAUUAUUUUUUAUUUCACACCUUAUCGUCAUCACAUUGAGACCAAAGACUAAUCAGCAUCUGAGUAUUUACCUCAACCUCCCCACAGCUUCACCACCACCCAGAACAUACCAGUGUAGUUGUAGUUAUAGUGCUUUGUUAAAACUGCCUAGCAACUGAUCGUUAAAUAAACCCCUCCCACUAACAGCAACUGUCCAAUCGUAGCUUAGCAACCGUAACUAGGCACGGCAAACCUGUUAAGCUUUGGAUUUCCCCACAUAUUGAAGCGGUUAGCGGUUGUUUUAAAAAAAAAUUUAAAGAAUUUGGAAGGAGGUGCCUUUCCAAAACCAAAAAUACCAGAGUUAAGAGUCUAAAGAAUAAUCUGUUUACCUGCCCUAACAACCUGCAGUUGUUACCAUGUCCGGGUAACUAGCCUAACUUUAUUUCCUACAAUAGUAAAACAGCCUACUGUAAAGACCUAGAAGCGUGGCAUAGUGGUUUACUACUUAGUGAACAGCCAUUUACAACGUUAAACCACCUAACAACUGAUCGUUAAAUAAACCCCUCCCCCUAACAGCAACUGUCCAGUCGUAGCUUAGCAACCAUAACUACGCUCGGCAAACCUGUUACGCUUCGUAUUUCCCCACAUAUUGAAGCGGUGUAGCGUUACAGGCGACUGUACUGAGAUAGAUACUUGUCAUUUAAACAGUUUGAAAGCUGGUGUCUUUCUAUUUCGCCUUUCCAAAGCCAAAAAUACAUACAAAUAAUCUGUUUUAUCUGCCCUGCAGUCGCUUGCAAGUCGGCUAACUAGCCUAACUUUAUUUAUGGUUAUGCAAGCUUGGGUUCUACACAGCGUUGUUAGAACAAAAUAACAUAACUUUUCGUAUAACAGUGUUUUACUAUUGCAUCAUGUAUGCAGUUGUCACAUUAAUAUUUAAACGCCCUUUUACAAGGUUCAUGUUUCGAAACAAGUCAGCUGCAAACAUUCAUAUGAGCUAACGUUGGCCUAAGUGCCUCGCUAUAACUUAUAAAGUCUGCUAGCUACAUUGUCAUUUGGCUAGAAAUUGUUUUGUCUACUACUGCAUGAAAUCAAGGAUCUUGUUUCAAACAAUUAUCUAUUAGAGAAACCGAUGGUUACUCUGAUUAAAUUGUUUCAAAACAAGUCAGCUGCAAACAGAGGCACAUUUUUAAAUCAAAUCAAAUCAAGUUUUAUUUGUAUAGCCCAAAUUCACAAAACACAUUUAGCCUCGGAGGGCUUUACAAUCUGUCCUUAGACCAUUUUUAACCAACUUACUGAAGUUAACAUUAGCCUAAUUAGCUAACGGCUAAUAAACCUAUAGUUAUCAUUUGUCUAGAAAUGAAAAGCCUGGUUUCAUUUGCUAAAUUAGCUACAUUUGCUGAAUCUGCCAUGUUAUCACUGUAAACUGCACCUGAACAAAAAUAACAUAAAUCUUGUCGGCGUAACAACAGUAACUAAGGGGCUCACAUCUUUCUUUAAUGUAAUCAUUUCGUCCUCUGAGUACACUCAUUAACACGUCAGAUCGUCAACACACCCCAAAGAGUGAUGGCACAAAUACCAAAUUCAGGACUCGCUGGCUGUUUCAAAACCUUCACGCAGACUCUUCUUUACAGCUCUGAGCUCUGAUGUGGUCUCAUUGGUGUCGACCAGAGAGUACCAACGCCUGUUUUCCAAACCCUCUUUUAUGACUCCUCAUAACUCCUUUCCGCAACAGGAGAGAGAGGGUGAAGUUUAACAACAUUUUCAUGCAUACAGAUAUUUGUUAAAAUGAUCCCUGUGGAAAAAACAAACAAAAAAAAGCUUUUUGCAAGUGCUUUGUUACAUCUUGUGUUGUAUACUGCCACCUGAAACUGCAAGUGUUUUUAUAACCGGUCAGAGAAAAGGUGGCCGAAACACUUUGAGGUUUGUCUGUCAGCGAUUUCCUCACACGCUUCAACUGGACUCGACUAAUCUCACUUUCACUCCCUCCUUUCUUAACUGUUAUUUUAGAUGACAAAAAAACAAAAACAAAAAAAGCAGCAUAGUGGUGUUGUUGAUAGGUUACCGCUGUGUGACACUCAGACUCAUGAGUUGGACUGAAAGACGUUAAGUCACACAGAUUCAUCUGGAUAUAAAGAAACAAGAACUGUGACCUCUUAUCAUCACACUCCAUAGCACACAGUGAGACUCACACAGUAUCAUUAGCUGUCUGUAAUUUCUGUAACUGCUGUUGUUUUGAUUACAUUUGAAAUAAUAAACAAUGUUGUUAAAUAUAAAAACA
Messenger RNA from Larimichthys crocea (large yellow croaker), 5947 nucleotides. It is a transcript of the gene plxdc2b, whose product is annotated as plexin domain containing 2b. Bases 443 to 2044 code for a protein of 533 amino acids. NCBI's taxonomy places the organism in Eukaryota, Metazoa, Chordata, Actinopteri, Sciaenidae. The transcript is spliced from 14 exons. The record is from RefSeq and is a predicted model, not a curated record.